GCUUAUCAAAAACGAAAUCCCCAAAUUAUGCUAAAAUAGAUGUAUAUUAGUGAUAAAUGCUGAAGUAAGGAACUGGGAACCUUAAAAGCCGUUUCUUUUAAGGGAACCGAGCCAAAAGACUUGAAUCUUUCAAAACAAUCGUUCUCCCAUCACUCAUAGCAACUGCCACUUACACCCGAACCGCUUGUUGUCAUUCGUCACUUCCUGCGCGGCAGAUCCUAAACUAGCUAAAAAGUUAGCAGCUGAUUCGGCUUGUUUUUAUGAGGAUAUUCAGUAGUUUUGACAAUGAUGAUGGUCAUAUAAGCUGAACAAACUCAAUUCCCAGUUAAACCGGAGUGAUAAUAUCUGGCCGUUGAUGACACAUUAGCCUAAUUGGCUGUUGGCUACUGUCUGUUUACAGCCUGUAAGCUUAACGCUUAGCCCUGUGUUUUCUCCAUGGAUCACCCUUUUACUGGUAACCGCGUGUUAAGGUGAGCUCGAAUUUGUGUUAAUUAAUUAGGAAUCUCCCACCAUGUCCAACCAGCUGACUGCAGAGCAGCAGCGGAAGAUAGAGGAGAACAGACGGAAAGCUUUGGAGCGAAGAGCCCAAAGACUCGGACAGCAGACUUCAGCGGGAUUUAAUGGUGCUUCAGUGCAGACAGAUUUCCCCAAGCAGAGCGAAAAUCACAGAAAUCCUCCUUUGUCUGUACCACCACGGUUUGUCCCACCUUUUAAACAAGACUCACAGAUAACCAGCAAUCAGAUCCACAGACCAAACCAACAGCUGCUACCUGGUACUAGCAAUCAAGUCAACAAGAAUACUCAGAAUAACUCGUUCAGACAGGUCACUGCUCCUCCUCCUCGAACAAAUCAGCACUUGCAAAACCUUGGGUCAUCUGGUGGAGGAAAUGUUGGUGUGAAGCCAGUUCAGGCCAUUUCUGUCACAUCUGGAAGUGCAGUUGGCUCAUUCUACAAGCCACCCAGCAUACCUGCAGCGCAGCCUCCUCCAAGAUGCAGCACAUCGGCUGCUGCAAAGAAGGCUGCCAUCUCUGUGAGAGGGAAGUGUGUGCCUCAUGCAGAGGAUCGUUUCAAGGUAGAAGUGGGCUAUCAUGCAGAGCUUAUUGCCGUUUUUAAGUCCAUCCCUUCAAAGAACUAUGAUCCUGCCACAAAAACAUGGAACUUCAGUCUGGAUGACUACACACAGCUGAUGGACCAGGUGGCUGCCAUUCCCUCGGUUUCCCUGAGGCCGCUGGAGGGAAUCGCCGCUUUGGACUCGGCGCCCAGCCGACCCUGUGACGGUGCAGCACUGGCGGCGCUGCUGAAGCUGUGCAAUGGCUGGCAGAAACCCGGCGCCAGUGUGCAAGGGCAGUGCAUCCUGGUGUCGCGGACGAAGUUUGAGGUUGACAUCCCUUACCAUGCUGACGUCAUCGCAGUGUUUAAGCAGAUGCCAACAAAAAACUAUGACAUGAAGACACGAAAGUGGAGCUUUUCACUGGAGGACUACAAGAGACUGAUGGAUCUGCUCAGUGGGAUGGCAGGAGUGGAGGUGGAGCCUCUUCCCAGGGCAGUAAUUCAGGCGUUCGCUGCCAGCUUCAACGGGACCGUCGCCAAGUCUUCAGACGUCCCUGAGGCGGACCUCUCAAGCAUCGACCCCACCCUCACCUCCAGCCUCAUGCCCUUCCAGAAGGAGGGAGUCAACUUUGCAGUGUCUAAGCAAGGCCGCCUCCUCCUGGCUGAUGACAUGGGCUUGGGAAAGACGGUGCAGGCCAUCUGCAUAGCGGCCUACUACAGGAACGAGUGGCCCUUGUUGGUGGUGACGCCUUCAUCUGUUCGGUUCACCUGGGCGGAGGUACAAAAAUAAAGCUAACUAUUUAACUCUUUG
Messenger RNA from Poecilia latipinna (sailfin molly), 1861 nucleotides. RefSeq names its product SWI/SNF-related matrix-associated actin-dependent regulator of chromatin subfamily A-like protein 1. Gene Ontology annotation, biological process: DNA repair; replication fork processing. NCBI's taxonomy places the organism in Eukaryota, Metazoa, Chordata, Actinopteri, Cyprinodontiformes, Poeciliidae. The transcript is spliced from 7 exons. Gene Ontology annotation, cellular component: nuclear replication fork. The record is from RefSeq and is a predicted model, not a curated record. Gene Ontology annotation, molecular function: ATP binding. The coding region runs from base 512 to 1840 and encodes 442 amino acids.